AUGAGCACCCAGGACCCAUCUCUGCGCGUCAGAAUAAACCAGAUUGACUACACACUUGCACUGCCUGGAAGUCUCGACAACUCUACCUUGCCUCGAGUACCCAUCAUUAGGAUCUACGGCGAGUCUUCGAAAGGCAGGAAGGCUUGUGUCCAUGUACACCAAGUGUACCCUUACUUCUUCGUCGAAUACCAGGGGAAGAUGAAUCCAGACAGUGUGAACCGUUAUAUUGCCAGAUUAACUCCCUCUCUGAACCAUGCGAUUGCUAUAUCCAUGAAGCGUGAUCCUCAAUCUCCCAAGUCGCAAUUCAUUCGUGCUAUCUUGCUUGUGAAAGGCGUGCAUUUCUAUGGCUUCCACGCAUCAUACUCUCCCUUCCUCAAGGUCCACAUUGCCGACCCUGCGUUCGUAACCCGUGCCGUCACUAUUAUGCAGUCCGGCACUGUCAUGAAGACACGUUUCCGCGUGUAUGAGAGCCAUCUCAGUUAUCUCCUUCAAUUCCUGUGUGACUUCGGUCUGUACGGUUGCGGGUGGAUCGACCUUGGCGAAGUCUGGGAGCGUGGCCGCCAAGAGAUACACGACGAACAAGACAAUGAAACGGAAUGUCAAGAAGCAAUCAACUCGUUUGGGGUGUCACCGUACUUCCGUCAGUCUCGUAUGUCCCUUGAGGUGGAUGUCGCUGCCCACCAGAUCCUGAACCGUCACCUGCUUACCGCACGGAAUUUUCACCACAAGCUCACGAUUCCUGCACCACCGUCACCCGAAGAACCCCUCGUCCUUAGCGUGCGUGAGCUAUGGGAAGACGAGCGUCGACGGCGAGUCGUCCAAGGUCUGUCACCUUCUCCUGAAAUACCGAAGGAUCCUAGCGCAGAUUCUCGGGGACACGGAGGCGAAUGGGUAGCCGAAGCUAGGUGGUGGGAGGAGAUCGCGAAACGAAUUGAGAGUGAACGGGGAACGGAGAAGGUGCUGAGCAGCAUGGGUUGGGAGAGAUGGAUCAUGACAACUUUUGAGAGUGUGGAGGCACUCUGGGAGCGUCAGUGGAGAGCAUGGAGACCUGGGCGAAGCGAGGAAGUCGCUGCUGUAUGUGUGUCCGAUCUCAGCAAGAAUGAGGAAGAGGAAAACCCAUACGAUUCGUCUCGAGCGGAAGGUUCUUCGCAAGGCGCAGCGGAUCAAGCCGACGUGGAUGUGGAUGAGACGUUUUUGUCAAGCCAAGCCAUGAGUCAAUUGGUGGAGAAUGAGGAGGCUGAAUGGGCGAAGAUUGUUGGCGGAAAUCAGGAGAACGAAGAUGAUAUUAAGGAUGAAGACGAUGUUCUUGAGGAUGGCCCACCUCCUGACGUUCAAUCCGUUCAACAGUUUGAUGAAUCUGUAGCGCAGAGCUUAUCUCCAGCAACGGAAAGACCUGACACCGCUACCACGAUCUCACCAUCGAAACGGUCCAAUCCAUUUCAGGCUGCCGGUGAUGUGUGGAGGACACCAAAGAGGAUGCGAAUGACCACCACAAUGUGCCCAUCAACUCCGGAGACGGGGGCACCAAAACCGUCACAUGCCGACGAUCUGUUCUCUCCGCAAGUGAUUGAUGCCGCCACUAGGUCGCAACAGCCAUGCCACAACUCGCGGGACCCCCAUACCCUUGGGCGACAUCCACUGCAUGGUAAUCGCUCUCAGGAUGUUUCAACUGCUUUCAUAUGCAUAGCCGAGGCUUUCUCUCGUCAUGACACGAAUGACGAAUUAGCGGAAAAGGCGAGACAGCCUUCUCAACCACCGAACACAACGAGCGAAGACGAAACAAGACCAUCAAAGAAAGUGCACCCGAGUUCUGUGAUCGUCGAAAGUUCCUAUAGCUCGGAGCCGUCCGGCUCAAUGCAAUCGUCAUAUGAGAAGCCUGUAUCACAAGCACCAGACUUCGCCGUAUUGACGUUGUCCGACUCUUGUAGCACGAACGGCAACAAUUACGUGUACUCAAAGUCUCCCCCUACUACCCUGCAGCUGUUGGGCAGCCUUGAUGACCACAACUUGCAGAGUAAGGUAUACCGGGACCCUUACUACUCUUUGGUGAGCGAUACUCCUGAACGACCGAGGGAAUACGCUGGCUUGGUUUUCAAUCUCAAGGGGGGAGAUGGACUCACCAUUCUUGAAGAUUGGGUACCAGAUCUUGAUUCGCCUGCUUCGGAGGAUGCAGUAGCUUCUCGCCAGACGACGAAGUUGGAUCCUACUGGUGUUACAGGGUGGGAGUAUACUGGUUUUCCCCCAAGUAUAAAACAGGUUCGCCGAUGGUUGCACGGUCAGGAGAAUACUCAGGCAGUGGAUACCCGAGUGAAGCAGCCCUCGCAGAUUGAAGGUCCUACUCAGAUGAAUCCUUUUGGACUGAAAGUAACUCCGGUAAAACCAUCAGAUUCUGUUACGAGAGAACGGCGAAAUAUGACGGUGCUUUCCUUGGAAGUUUUUGCGCCUUCUCAGGGACAUCAUCUUCCCGAUCCAGGAGUUGACGAAGUUGUUGCUGUCUUCUACUCGUACCAGGACGCUGACACCGACACCAAUGGCAAUGAGGCUUUCAGCUGCCAGAGGGGUAUCAUCGCCGUGGAGCACAACCAACUCAACCCUCGUCGACUACGGGAAUUCCCACUUGAGAUUGCGUCGAAUGAACUGGACCUGUUGAACAGGUUCGUGGACAUCGUUGGUGAAAUUGAUCCUGAUAUAGUGGUUGGAUGGGAGGUACAAGCUGCAUCGUGGGGUUAUUUGAGUGCUAGAGGUCAGAGCUAUGGCCUCGAUAUUGGAGAACAGAUCUCUCGCGCUCCCGGCAGACCCAUCGGAGGUGGCUCUAACCAAUGGGGGAUGAGAACUGCCUCGACGUUCAAAGUUAUCGGACGACAUGUGUUGAACUUGUGGCGGAUUAUUCGUGCAGAGCAAAGUUUUACCAGCUAUACUUUUGAGAACGUGGUAUUUAAUCUCCUGAGGCGCCGUACCCCGCGAUACUCGGCCAGAACCUUGACGGAGUGGUUCAAUAGCGCGAUCCCCAACCAUACGGCCUCUGUUUUGCAUUACUUUUCCGCUCGCACAUCCAUGGUUUUAGAGUUAUUGGACGCGGCGGAAGUGGUCACAAAGACUGCAGAGUUUGCCCGUGUCUUCGGGGUCGAUUUUUUCUCAGUCUUGAGCCGUGGAUCCCAAUUCAAGGUAGAAUCAUUUAUGUUCCGCAUUGCUAAGCCAGAGAGCUUUGUACUUUUAUCUCCGAGUAAACAAGACGUUGGCAAACAAAAUGCCGCAGAAUGCAUGCCACUAAUCAUGGAACCACUCUCUGCGUUCUAUAACAGCCCUCUCGUUGUAUUAGAUUUUCAGUCGCUGUAUCCAUCCAUCAUGAUCGCCUACAAUUAUUGUUAUUCUACUUGUCUCGGACGCGUUACGGACUUCAAAGGACAGUACAAGUUCGGUGUAACUGACCUGCGUCAGCCUGCAGGAUUCUUAGAUACUCUACACGACCAUAUUAACGUCUCUCCUAAUGGGAUUAUGUAUGUUAAGCCCAGUGUCCGCAGAGGUCUUCUGGCAAGAAUGUUAACGGAGAUUCUGGACACAAGAGUCAUGGUAAAACAAGCUAUGAAGAGAGUGAAAGACGAUAAGGCGCUCAGAAGGGUGCUGGACGCCCGCCAGCUAGGGCUCAAAUUCAUCGCUAACGUCACCUAUGGGUACACGAGCGCAACAUAUUCGGGGCGAAUGCCAGCAGUUGAAAUUGCUGAUAGUAUUGUCCAGAGCGGUCGCGAAACACUUGAAAAAGCCAUUCGUGUCAUCGAUUCCACGAAGAAGUGGGGUGCCAAAGUUGUAUAUGGCGACACAGACUCUGUCUUCAUUUAUCUUCGAGGAAAGACGAAAGAGCAAGCCUUCAGAAUCGGGCACGAGAUGGCGGACACAAUCACCGCCAUGAACCCUGUGCCUGUGAAGCUCAAAUUCGAAAAGAUUUACCUCCCAUGUGUCCUGAUGGCUAAGAAGCGUUAUGUCGGGUUCAAGUUCGAGAAUCCUGAUGACAAGGAGCCUGUCUUCGAUGCUAAGGGUAUCGAGACUGUUCGCCGAGACGGCAUUCCAGCGCAGCAGAAGAUGACAGAAACGUGUCUAAAGAUCUUGUUUCGAACACAAGACCUCAGCCGCGUGAAGGAGUACUGCUGUAGAUCCUGGUCGCGGAUCUUGGAAAACAAAAUUUCGAUCCAGGACUUUAUCUUCGCAAAAGAAGUCAGGAUGGGUACCUACAGUGACAAAGUUCCUCCUCCUCCGGGAGCAACUGUUGCUGCGCGCCGGAUGUUAGAAGAUCCAAACGAUGAGCCACAAUAUGGCGACCGCAUACCGUACGUAAUUAUUCGCGGUGAGCCGAAUUCAAGACUGGUAGACCGUGCAGUCGCACCGGAGGAAUUGUUCGACAACAGUCAGAAGGCCCUCGACGCUGCUUACUACAUUUCGCGUGUACUGAUUCCUCCCUUGGAGCGUAUAUUCAACCUUGUCGGGGCAGAUGUCCGGAGCUGGUACGAUGAUAUGCCGAAGACACUGCGGGCAGAUCAGCUCGAUCCAUUGUUGCUUUCGCCAAGGAAGGCCAAGCCGAAUGUAGUCGCCUCGAAUGCGAUCAAAAUCGACGGACACUUUCAGAGCUCGCAAUGUCUACUAUGCGGUGCGCCGACGCUGGAGGGUCUCUGUGAAGCUUGCAUGUCGGAUCCUCAGACAACUGUAUGCGGUCUUGAGUCACGUAUACGAGCCACAGAAGAUCGUCUAAGGAACGUGCAAAUGGUGUGCAGUUCCUGUACUGGCUCUGCGCCGGCAGAACCCAUCAAGUGCGAAUCGCUGGAUUGUCCCUGGCUUUUCGAACGAAAGAAGGCGGAGAGUAAAGCUGACUGUCUGACGGCUGUCAGGGAACUGGCUGAGGAACUAGAGCGUGAUUCAUGCGAUUGA
Molecule: messenger RNA, 4917 nt
Organism: Sparassis crispa
Lineage: Eukaryota; Fungi; Basidiomycota; Agaricomycetes; Polyporales; Sparassidaceae
Product: DNA polymerase zeta catalytic subunit
Exons: 19
Coding region: 1-4917 (1638 amino acids)
Biological process (GO): double-strand break repair via homologous recombination; error-prone translesion synthesis
Cellular component (GO): nucleus; zeta DNA polymerase complex
Molecular function (GO): DNA-directed DNA polymerase activity; DNA binding; nucleotide binding
Source: RefSeq, a predicted model, not a curated record